Molecule: messenger RNA, 1912 nt
Organism: Cucurbita moschata (crookneck pumpkin)
Lineage: Eukaryota; Viridiplantae; Streptophyta; Magnoliopsida; Cucurbitales; Cucurbitaceae
Product: autophagy-related protein 16
Exons: 5
Coding region: 202-1737 (511 amino acids)
Biological process (GO): autophagosome assembly
Cellular component (GO): autophagosome membrane
Molecular function (GO): protein binding
Source: RefSeq, a predicted model, not a curated record
CACCAUAUAAUUAGUUAUCGCUCGUCUUGAGAAGAUUUUUCUGGUCUCUAAAGUCAAUUUUUAUGUUUUGGUUAAUCUGAAAACGUUUUAUUGGAAGAGUUUGAUUUUGAACGAAAAGGAAAGAUCCCUGAUUUGUUGAUUUUGUUGGGCGAAAAGAUAAGGAAUUGCAAAAAUUAGGGUUUUUGCAGAGGGCAAUCGACUAUGAUCAUGUCCCCAAACGAGAUAGCAAACAAUGCGAUCAGGCACGCUCUCAGGGCGCUGCGCCAACGCCAUCUAGUUGAAGAAGGUGCGCAUGCUCCCGCUUUUCUCGCUCUCUCUCGGCCCAUCAUAUCGCAGAGUUCGGAAUGGAAAGAGAAAGCAGAGAAGCUGGAGUUGGAGCUUCAGCAAUGUUACAAGGCUCAAUCGCGAUUGUCUGAGCAACUUGUGGUGGAAGUGGCUGAGGGUCGAGCUUCUAAAUCUUCGAUUGAGGAGAAAGAUGCGACGAUUGAUAAUCUGCAGCAGGAGUUAACUCGAGCCAGGGAUGAAUGCUCCCAGCUAAAGGCAGACUUAGAGAUGAAAAUUAAAGCCAUGGAACUGGCUAUAUCUGAGAGCCAAGAACUUAAAGCACAGCUUGAAGCAAUGACGAUUAAAGCUAAGAAUACAGAGGCUGAAAAUAAUAUGUUGAUUGACCGGUGGAUGCUGCAAAAGAUGAAGGAUGCAGAACGCCUCAAUGAGGCAAAUGCACUCUAUGAAGAUAUGAUUGACCGACUCAAGGCUAGUGGUUUAGAGAAACUUGCUCAGCAACAGGUCGAUGGUGUGGUCCGUCAGAGCGAAGAGGGUGCUGAAUACUUCGUAGAAUCCACCGUACCCUCUGUAUGCAAGCAUAGUAUCCGUGCGCAUGAAGGGGGCUGUGGUACUAUUUUGUUUGAAAACAAUUCAGGAAAGUUGAUCAGUGGGGGGCAGGACCGAACCGUCAAAGUGUGGGAUACAAAUACUGGAUCACUAAGUUCCACUUUACAUGGGUGCCUUGGUUCUGUUCUUGAUCUUGCAGUUACCCAUGAUAAUAGAUCUGUGAUUGCAGCAAGCAGUUCAAACAACUUAUAUGCAUGGGACGUUGGUUCUGGAAGGGUGCGCCAUACGCUUACCGGUCACUCCGACAAAGUAUGUGCUGUAGAUGUAAGCAAAAUCUCGAGCCGACAUGUUGUGAGUGCUGCUUAUGAUCGCACCAUCAAAAUCUGGGAUUUACAGAAGGGUUACUGCACUAAGACCCUCAUUUUCCCCAGCAAUUGCAAUGCAGUUCGGUUCAGCAUGGAUGGACAGACCAUUUGUUCUGGGCAUAUGGAUGGAAAUCUUCGGUUGUGGGAUAUCCAAACAGGAAAAUUGCUCAGCGAAGUUGCUGGACACUCCCUUGCUGUUACAUCUCUUUCUUUGUCACGUAAUGGCAAUACGAUAUUGACUAGCGGGAGAGAUAACUUGCAUAAUUUAUUCGAUAUUCGGUCUUUGGAAGUCUGCGGGACAUUACGGGCAUCUGGGAAUAGAGUAGCUUCCAAUUGGAGCCGUUCUUGCAUCAGCCCAGAUGACAACCAUGUUGCUGCUGGUUCCGCUGAUGGAUCUGUCCAUGUCUGGUCAAUAUCAAAGCAUGAUAUUGUGAGCACUCUGAAAGAGCACACUGCCUCGGUUCUGUGUUGUUCAUGGAGUGGGCUUGGGAAACCCCUUGCGUCUGCGGACAGAAAUGGAAUUAUAUUUACAUGGAACUGAAAUAGCAUCUACUUGUUUCCCACUUGAUGUACAGAAAAUAGAGUUGAGUGCGAUGAAAGUUAUUUGUUUAUCAUCUUAUUAUUCAUCUCAUCCCGAUUCUGCUCCAAACAUAAUGAUUUCGAUUCAUUAUUGAAACUGAAUGGCUAAUUCUAUGUUAUUCCAUUUUGUUGGUUCA